Molecule: messenger RNA, 999 nt
Organism: Lontra canadensis (Northern American river otter)
Lineage: Eukaryota; Metazoa; Chordata; Mammalia; Carnivora; Mustelidae
Product: amine sulfotransferase-like
Exons: 7
Coding region: 94-969 (291 amino acids)
Biological process (GO): sulfation
Cellular component (GO): cytoplasm
Molecular function (GO): sulfotransferase activity
Source: RefSeq, a predicted model, not a curated record
CUUUCUUCUUCAUCAGCACACAAUUGUUCUUCUCACUUGCCUUCAUAUCAGAAGUUCAUACUUCAUUUCAAAGAACUCUAAGGUGACUGAAGUAUGGAAGACAUGGACAAAUUCUUAUUCAAAUUUAAAGGAUAUUAUUUUAAUCGAUUACCACUUGAUAUUGGCUUUAUAGAGAAUUUAGAUAAUUUUGAAAUCAGAGAAAAUGAUGUCUUCAUAGUCACAUAUCCCAAAUCUGGAACCAUCUGGUUUCAGCAAUUAUUAAGUCUGAUUUAUUCUGAGGAACAUCGCAAAGGCACUGGAAAACUGAGAACCAUGGACCGAGUCCCCUUCUUUGAGUACAAAACUCCAGAAAUGGAUUUUGAGGAAAGACCAUCGCCUCGUCUCUUCUCUACCCAUCUCCCACACUACUUGGUUCCCAGUGGGCUGAAGAACAAAAAAGCCAAAAUUAUUUAUGUAUACAGAAACCCUAAGGACGUUAUGUGCUCAUAUUUUCCCUUUGCAAAGAAUGUGACGUCACAAUUUACAGGUACCUUUGAGGAAUUCAUGAAACGAUUUCUCGAAGGAAGAGUGAUGGGAAGUCUUUGGUUUGACCACAUCAAAGGUUGGUAUGAGCACAGAAGCCUCUUCAACAUUCAGUUCAUGACCUACGAGGAGACGAAGAAGGAUCUCAGAGGUUCUGUGUCAAAAAUCUGCAAGUUUCUGGGGAAAGGAUUGAGUGAAGAGGAUAUGGAUGCGGUUGUGAGACAGGCCACAUUUGAGAACAUGAAGUAUGACCCACUGGCAAAUUAUGACAAUAUAAUGGCCACUGGAUAUGGGCCGAAUGUAAAAGGUCAUUUCCUUCGCAAAGGUACCAUCGGAGACUGGAAAAAUCACCUGACUGUUGAGCAGAAUGAAAGGUUUGACAAGAUUUUCCAAAGGGAGAUGAAAGAUUUUCCCCUGGAGUUCACCUGGGACAUGAAUGAAGACUAGAAUGUGAAGAAAAGCACAGAUCUUUAAGAA